Trichoderma gamsii is the source of this 633-nucleotide messenger RNA. RefSeq lists its product as hypothetical. The record is from RefSeq and is a predicted model, not a curated record. Bases 1 to 633 code for a protein of 210 amino acids. Lineage: Eukaryota; Fungi; Ascomycota; Sordariomycetes; Hypocreales; Hypocreaceae. The transcript has a single exon.
AUGUCUUCAUACUACGGAUACAACGCGCAUGCUGCGCACGUCGCCUCUGUCUCGCACAACCACCACAGCGGCGGCCGCAACCGCAGAACCCCCCGCCUGACCGUCUCGCAGAACUCGCAGCGCCAGUUCCGCGGCGUGCGCAGCAUGAAGGAGCUCAACGAGACGGCUGCCCUGUCCGCCUUUCGCACCCGCUUCGAGGCCGGCCGAUCUUUCGAUCUCGAGGACGACCUCGAGUUUUGCCCCGGCCUGCUGACUGACAGCGACGUGAGUAGCCCUUCAAGAUCGGGGGCCUCGUCCCCCUCGUCUUUGCGCAGCCUCUCUGACUCGCCGCGCCAACAGCUGGUUUCCAUCUCCGCCUCGGAGCGCUCCUCGCUCGCCAGCAACUCGCCCGAAGCCUCGCCCACGCAGCAGCCCCAGACCGUGGCCCCCGCCUUCUCGCUCAACUCGUCAUCGCCGCCCUUUGUCCCUCCCAGCUUCCAGUCUCAGCCCUCAAGCUUCAAGCUGCACCAGCCCUCUGCCGCGCGCGGUCGCAAUGCUAUUCCCAUUGUCAACCCCGCCACCGGCAUCUCCAUGCCCAGCCCGCCUGUGUCACUGUCGCCUGGCCGCAUGCAGCAGAACAUUCGCCGAUGGUAG